CUAACCUCACUCUCCAUGUCACCCAGGUGGGUCCGGGAGUUCCUCAACGAUGAGAACAGGGGUCUUGAUAUCCUGGUGGAGUACCUGUCCUUUGCUCAGUGUGCUGUCAUGUUGAGUUUUGAGGGUCUGGAGAUGGGGGAGGAGAUUUCCCUGGACAAGUCUAAGUCCUGGAGUAGGUCUAUAGAGGAUCUGCAUCAGGGCAGCACUCAGCCUUUCUGCAACACGCUGGUCCGCUCUGCUCGCCAGUCUGUUCUCCGCUAUGGCACAGCACCGAACAGCAAAACCAUCAAGAACUCACGACUCGUGAGCCAGAAGGACGACGUGCACGUUUGCAUCAUGUGCUUGCGAGCCAUAAUGAACUACCAGUAUGGCUUCAACCUGGUCAUGUCGCACGCACACGCAGUCAACGAAAUAGCCCUCAGUCUGAACAAUAGGAACUCGAGGACUAAAGCCCUGGUUCUGGAGCUGCUGGCUGCGGUGUGUCUGGUUAGAGGAGGCCAUGAGAUCAUACUCUCUGCCUUCGACAACUUCAAAGAGGUGUGCAAGGAGAAGCAUCGCUUUGAGAAGCUGAUGGACUAUUUCCGUGUGGAGGAUGGGAACAUUGACUUCAUGGUGGCCUGCAUGCAGUUCAUCAACAUCGUGGUUCACUCAGUAGAAGACAUGAACUUCAGGGUUCACCUGCAGUAUGAGUUCACCAAGCUGGGCCUUGACGAAUACCUGGAGAAAUCCAAGUACACAGAGAGUGACAAGCUGUCAGUACAGAUUCAGGCCUACCUGGACAAUGUGUUUGAUGUGGGCGGGCUGCUGGAGGACGCAGAGACCAAGAACGUGGCUCUGGAGAAGGUGGAGGAACUGGAGGAACACCUGUCCCAUGAACGGAGAAGCUCUGGACGUGGGAGAAUGAGGACCAUUACGAAAGUGGCUGACCUGGAAAAGCAGCUCCUACAGAAGGACAAGGAUCUCCAUGAGACGUACGAGUCGACCAACACCCAGGUCCACACCCUGAGGAGGAUGAUCAAGGAGAAGGACGCUGCCUUCCAGAGGAGCUUCAACAUCGAGAAGCGCCUGCUGGAGAUGGAACAGCAGGGGACCAUCCGCCUCCGCAAGCAGCCGGACGGGGACAUCGCCAUCGAGCCCCUGGGAGGGGGCGGUGGUGUUGGUGGUGGAGGAGGAGGGGGUGGAGGUCCGGUGGUGCCUCUCGGUGACUUUGGGCAGAACGGAGGCUUCUCAGUGGGGCCUGGAGGAGAGAGAAUGCUCCAUGCCCACACCCACCCCCUCCUAUGGCCCCGCCUCUACCAGGAACUGCUCCCAAUUUCAUCCUCAAUAUGGGCCUAUCAGGACCUGGAUGUGGAGAAGUUUGAGGAACUGUUUAAGACCAAGGCCCAGGGUCCAGUGGUGGACCUGAGUGGCCCCAAGACCAAGGUGUCUCAGAAGGCUAUCAACAAGGUCUCCCUGCUGGACGCAAACCGCUCCAAGAACCUGGCUAUCACCCUGAGGAAGGCCAACAAGAGCACUGAAGAGAUCUGCAAAGCCAUACAGACCUUCGACCUAAAGGCCCUGCCGGUGGACUUCGUGGAGUGUCUGAUGCGUUUCCUUCCAACGGAGGCGGAGGGGAAGAUGAUGCGUCAGUACGAGCGGGAGCGGCGACCGCUGGACGCGCUGACGGACGAGGAUAGAUUCAUGCUCUUCUUCUCCAAGAUCGAACGGCUCACCCAGAGGAUGAAUAUUAUUACUUUCGUAGGGAACUUCUCAGACAACGUUAACAUGCUAACCCCGCAGCUCAAUGCCAUUAUCGCAGCGUCCGCAUCCGUCAAGUCUUCACCCAAGUUAAAACGAAUGCUAGAGAUCAUCUUAGCCCUGGGAAACUACAUGAACAGCAGCAAGAGAGGAUCUGUGUAUGGCUUCAAACUACAAAGUCUUGAUCUGCUACUGGACACUAAGUCUACAGACAGGAAGAUGACUCUGCUCCACUACAUAGCUGUGGUUGUCAAGGAGAAGUAUCCUGAGCUGGCUAACUUCUUCAACGAACUGCACUUUGUGGACAAAGCUGCUGCAGUGUCUCUGGAGAAUGUGCUGCUGGACGUGCGGGAGCUGGGUAAAGGGAUGGAUCUGAUCAGGAGAGAGUCUAGUCUCCAUGACCACUCCGUUCUCAAGGGCUUCCUCCAGACCAGCGACACUCAGCUGGACAAACUGCAGAAGGAUGCCAAGACCGCUGAGGAAGCCUUCAACAAUGUGGUGAACUACUUUGGGGAGAGUUCCAAGACGACUCCUCCCUCCGUGUUCUUCCCUGUGUUUGUGCGAUUCAUCAGAGCUUACAAGGAUGCGGUGGAGGACAAUGAGCAGAGGAAAAAGCAGGAGAAAGCCAUGAGAGAGAAGUUACUGGCUCAGGAGGCCAAGCAACAUGACCCCAAGGUCCAGGUAGUGAAGAAGAGGCAGCAGCAACAGGAGCUGAUCUCUGAGCUGCGUAAACGCCAGGCCAAGGACCACCGACCCGUAUACGAGGGGAAGGACGGCACCAUUGAGGAUAUCAUCACAGUGCUGAAGAGCGUCCCCUUCACAGCCCGUACUGCUAAACGAGGCUCACGGUUCUUCUGUGAUGCACAGCUGUGUGACGACUCCAACUGCUAGUCCCUACAGUUCCUCCCCCCUAAUGCCAAGAUCUCCGCAGCCAGCCUUUUCUGCGGAACGACACGCUGAUCCGGACCGGCUGGAAGAGACCCUAAACAAACCACUCGUUCUUCCUCCC
Messenger RNA from Salvelinus sp. IW2-2015, 2746 nucleotides. The record is from RefSeq and is a predicted model, not a curated record. NCBI's taxonomy places the organism in Eukaryota, Metazoa, Chordata, Actinopteri, Salmoniformes, Salmonidae.